Messenger RNA from Lodderomyces beijingensis, 669 nucleotides. The record is from the annotation of a GenBank genome assembly. NCBI's taxonomy places the organism in Eukaryota, Fungi, Ascomycota, Pichiomycetes, Serinales, Debaryomycetaceae.
AUGUUGAAACCAACAAGAUUGUUGCUCUUGGGGGCACCAGGGUCCGGCAAGGGCACGAUCUCCAGGAAACUUCUCAAGCGGUUCCCUCAGCUACACUCAAUCUCGUCGGGAGAUGUUCUCAGAUCGCACAUUUCACGAGGGACAAAGAUCGGACGCGAGGCCGAGACGCUUAUCAAAGCAGGGUCGUUGGUCCCUGACUCAACCAUGAUUGGCUUAAUUGCUGAACAGCUCAAGGAGCUUGGCGGUUUGAAUGGAGAAGCCAGCUGGUUGUUGGACGGAUUCCCGAGAACCUUGUCGCAAGCGCAGGGGUUAACGGAGAUUUUGGACGCGAGUGGAGCCGAUUUGAACAUGGUUGUCGAGUUGGACGUUGACCAGGAGAUAAUUCUACAACGGAUCGAUGCAAGAUGGGUCCAUUUACCGAGUGGCAGAAUCUACAGCUUGGACUAUAACCCACCAAAAGUGCCAUUCACGGAUGAUGUAACGGGUGAGAAAUUGGUCAAGAGGGACGAUGAUAACCCUGAAACUUUCAGCAAAAGAUUACUUGUAUACAAUGAGGAAGUUGGACCGUUGCGCGAGUACUACGAGACGUUGGGAACCUGGCACCGAGUCAGUGGCGACUCAAGCGACAUCAUCUACCCGAAAGUUGAACGUCUCUUGUUAAGGGACUGA